Messenger RNA from Mya arenaria, 4971 nucleotides. RefSeq lists its product as uncharacterized. The transcript has 23 exons. Gene Ontology annotation, molecular function: GTPase activator activity. The coding region runs from base 288 to 3587 and encodes 1099 amino acids. Lineage: Eukaryota; Metazoa; Mollusca; Bivalvia; Myida; Myidae. The record is from RefSeq and is a predicted model, not a curated record. Gene Ontology annotation, cellular component: guanyl-nucleotide exchange factor complex.
GAUACGGAAGUGAAAAUGAGUUGAAAGUCCGUUUUUUACCUACAUUUAUUUUUGUUUGAACAUACUUGAGUGGCACUCAUCAUUUUUUAACUCUUCUAUUGGGAUAAGAAACAAAAUUAAACAUUUUGCUAUGAACUAUUUUCAGUUAAAAAAAUCAGCGACCGCCAAAAAAACUACAUGUCAAUGUGGACACAUUACACAGAAGUCAGCAAUGCAAGUUUAUCACUUGUUUAGAAUAUAUACUGAUUAGUAUUUAAUCUGUGUGUGGAAUCGUUUAGCGAGGAAUCAUGUUUAGUGCUGAUGCAGGUGCUGCUCAGAUCUCCAUGCUGAGUUCAAGAGCGACUAAGUCAGAACAACCAGUUGUUGAGCAUGAUCCUUUCCAGUAUUUAUUUCCAAAGUUGCCAGACCAGGGUUCAUACAGCGUAGCACACAAUGGGAAAUGUGACAUAGAAGAAGACUUCAUUAUGAUUGCUGAAUUUUCAGAACAGGAAGGACCAAGGCCAGUGAUUGUGAUUCCCAAAGAUGGAGGCCAGAACUUUGACCAGAAUGAAUUUUCAAUCAAAAUAAUGUCAGUUGAUCACCAGUCUUCAGUUGUUGGGGGUUAUGAGACAGCUGAAGAUGCCCAGGUUGUUAUGUGUGAUGAGGAAGCGGGGACUUAUGCUUUUGUUCAUCAUAUUGUGCUGAAUGACAUCCAGGCCCGGGGCUAUGUUAGACCCUUCUGCAUCAGUUAUGUCACAUCGGACCCUCUAAAGAUUAUGAGAUGUUAUGAAGAAAUUUCAACUCAGAUGAAAAAGGUUGCAAGAUUUAUGAAGUAUGGAAACAGACUGGUGUUUAUGAGAGACUUGGAGAAAAAGCUGGAGGAUUUAAGCUAUACAAAAGCACACCUGCUGAUCUCUCAAAGUCGAAGUGCUGUGAGCACACAGGGAGACUCGGAGCUGCUUGCAGCCCUUAACACCAUUCGACAGUGUAUGGAGGAAGCCACUGAUAUUGUCUCUGCACUCCAACCACAGCUACAGGGUGACAUUGACCUAGCGGAUCGGUUCCAGCAGUACGAGAGGAUGGUCCAGACUCGUCAUCGGGGACCAAGCAUGGAUUCCGACUCCACUAGUCUGCAAGAUUUCACAGACAGUCCACCAUCAGCUAACAAUACGAAAGAGCAUUCUGGGUCCUACUGUGAUGGAUUCCUAGCUGAAUUUAGCUUGUUCAGCAAAUCGAAAAAUCAGAAGCCAAAGGUCUUGGAUGUGAGUGCUAUCAGGGGGAAGCGGCGGUUUGACCGAUCACUCCGUGGACUUCAUGAGCUGUGUUCCUGGGGCGCAAAGGAGGGCCUUCAGAGGCUCCGGGCAUUUAGAGAGUUCCUGAAGCAAGAGUUUGCCACCAUCUACAAUGAUGGACUCGAUAUGGCAGCACUUGAUCCUGAGAGUGGAGUGUUGAGGUUUGGCUAUCACACAGUCGGGGCGAACUUCCUCCUCCAUAAAGAUAGUGGACCGGAGAGUUUUGUCAACCGGCUGCACAGCUUUGGUGGAGAAGUUAACAUUCCAUCGCUAGGCUCCGUGGACAGUUUCAAGUCGUUUGUGACUCCUUUCCAGUCGUUUGAUGAAGAUACCAUGUAUUCUGCCACUUCUAGUCUGGACAAUAUGUUCAACUAUUCCAGGCAGACGUCAGUGUCUGACCCACCACUCUCAAGAAACCAGUCAGACCCACAGUUAGAAGACACAGAGUUAAUAUUUGUCCAUGACUAUGCUGCAAGUGAAUUUGAGAACACUUUAACUAUGGAAAAUCCUAUGGACGAAGGCCUUUCUAAAGGGGAGACACUCGAUGCAGGAAAAACCAUUGCAGACUCACAUGAGCAGGUGUCAAAAGAUGCAGAUCGGGAAAAUAAAAAUCGGUCCGACUCCGAUACAUCAGAAUUCUACGCGAUAGAUUUAGAUAAAGACUUGAAAUGUUCAGCUAAGGGAUGCAGGUGUAAUACUGUAGACAUUAAAUGUGAUAAUCAGAUUGGUGCAGGAUGUAGGAAAACUGUCAAAAGUAGAGAUGAAGAUAUAGGCAGAGUGAAAAAGACUGGUAUUUGUGAAGUGUCGGAGAAAGUUGAAACAGACUGUGAUAAGUUGGCAAAGUGCAAUGAUGAAAAUGGAUAUAAAAAAAAAAUCUCUCGCGAUUCACGUCUGAAUAUUUCAAACAAAAUUGAGAAUUUUGUUUUGAAUCUGGGUUUAACUGAUAAUACAACAACUUUGUGUUGUUCAGGUGCUGCUGAUAGAUUUGAAGAUGUUACUGAUGUUAGUGAUGUUGUUCAAGAACAAAAGGUUGUAAGUGAUGUUGUAAAUGAAAACAAACACCUUGAUGAUUUGCUUAAUGCACAAAAAGACAUAAUUGAUGUUGUCAAUGGACAAAAAGAGCUUACUGAUGUUGUUAAUGGACAAAAAGAGCUUACUGAUGUUGUCAAUGGACAAAAAGAGCUUACUGAUGUUGUCAAUGGACAAAAAGAGCUUACUGAUGUUGUCAAUGGACAAAAAGAGCUUACUGAUGUUGUCAAUGGACAAAAAGAGCUUACUGAUGUUGUUGAUGGACAAAAAGAGCCUAUGGAUGUUGAUAAUAAACAAAAAGGUUUUAGUGACAGAUUUGAAAGUGAUUUUGAGUCAAAGGAUCAGUAUGACUUAAAUGAGUCCAAACAAGGUAAUGAAGACAGUUCAGGCGACAUGUUUGUGUUUGGGAAAGAGCCAUUACGUGGAAGUCUGACUAAACGGCUGAGUAAUUCUGCCUCGUCUGACUCCGUGAAAGACGAAAGUCAUUUGAAGAAGAAAUGGAGGUUGUUUCAGCCAAACAGAUUGCUUCUUGAUGGGGAUUUCUCUGUGGCCCAGAGUCUACACAAAGUUCUAUGUAACUAUAGCAACCUGCAGCAUGUAGUUUACAGCCUGUUGGUAGGGCGACCAGUGAUCGUCAUAGGAACAAGGAAACAGGAGUCAGCUAUCAGAGAAAUGAUUCAGGCACUCGCCCUGUUUGUUUCAUCAACACCAAGAACCAGUUCAGUAUGCAUGCUGUGUCAGCUGAAGCAAUUAAAGAUGGCUGACAUCCACAAGGUUCAACUACGAGGCAUUAUACGUCCAGACAAGCGGUCAGCGGAGUAUCUUCUGCCACAGUCGAUCAGAAGGUAUAUCACAAUCGUGGACACAGAACGAGGCUUGAUCCUGUGUCAGCCGUACCAGGGCCAGUUUCUCUCCUUCUUGUCAGCCCUCCAGUUAAAGAAAAAAACGUUCAAGACGGGAAAUGUUCUCCUUCCAUUCUUACAGCUCUGUCUGGAGGAGAUCUCUACCAAGGCAUUCAGUUACUACCAUAAUGUGAUGUCCAGCGACUGCCUGCAGGACUUCAGGGAUGCCAGUUUCCCACAUAGAGCCGCGAUGUUAGAGCUUUCCUCAGAAAAAUAUCUAAACAGAGCAGGAAUUAUGAACUCUGACUGCAGAAUUAUCAAGCACUUGGCAGAGGCUGUGAAGGUUCAACAGAUCGAGGAAGAGUUCCAGUGUAAAUAUCUCACAGAUGCGCCGGCAUUUCCGUUCAGUGUACAGCACCAGUCGUUGCAGACAUUCAAGUUGUGAAGCAUUCAAUAUAUCAAAACAAAGACUUGAGCCACAAUGUUAUCUCAUUGUUAACUAUAGAACAACAUUUUAUGAACUCUCAUUUGAAAAAGACAAAAAAAAACAUUCCAUGAACAAUACCUCAUUUUAAAAAAAGCCCCUCAGAAAUCAAUUAACAAAAAAUGACAGCUUAUCAAACUUGAUAAUUUGUUAGUUCAAAAAUACUUAACAAGAAAACAUUAUUGAAAAACAUAUUUUUUAGCUAAAGAUAAGAAUUAACUUCAGUCUUUGUCUGUAAAGUACAUAUGUAUGUUGUGAUAUUUUAAUGAAAUAACAGUAUUUUGUAUAUCAAGUGUAUAGGUAUUUGUUUGAUAAUUUGCUUUUAUCAUUUUAAAUGUGGUCUGCUCAAGCACAGGUUGGUGACAUCUUUUUUAAUUUGAUAAAUGCAUAUGAACAAUAGUUAAUGUGCUUGAUGUUCAAAAUUAUGGCCUACCCUCUGUUUAUAAAAGCUGAUCUUUCUCAUUUGAAAACAAAAAUCAAAAUCUUGCAGUAAAGUAUGACUCGAGCAAACUGUACAUGUAUGUUGCCUUCUGAAAACACUUCUAAUUAAACCGAACCUCCUUGCAUUUAAAUAAUAAGUGAUAUUUUGGGGUAAUGUUUUUAGCUAGUCUGUGUCAGGCCCAACAUCACAAAAAUACUCCGAUCAAAUCUCAGUCUCAACACAUUUUACUACAUAAGAGCCAGGCAUCCCUCUGGGUUUUGAAAAGUUGUCGCUACUUGGUGUCAUUGUCAUUAGUGUCAUUGUCAUUGUGCAAAAUCUUGAAUCUUGGCCAUAACUCGUGUUCAAGAUAUUUAAAUGAAAUUUGGUAUAUAUGUUGCCAGAAAUAAUACUCACAGCUCUGGCUUCUAUAAUUUCAAUUAUUCAAGGACACUUUUUAUACCAAGUUAUAUCAUUAGGUACUGUAUAUCUUGUUAAUUAUCACUGCUUAAGUUAGUUUGUAAUGUUAUAUUUGUGGUAAAAUUGUAUUUAAAGUCACAUCAUUUAUUUACACUUACAAUUGUAAUUUUAAUGUGCAUGUAUAUUCAGAGCUGGUGUUCAUAAAACAUCUUAAGUAAUUUCUUAACUUAAGUUGAUAAUUCAGAUUUUUCUUAGUCAAAUUAAAAGAAAAGUAUAAGACUUAUGUCUUGUGUUUAACAUAAAUCAUAUGUAUGUAUUUUCAAUAAAGUCUGACAAUGAAAAUGAAGUAUUUCAGUAACUAUUAAGUUAUAACAUCAUAUUACUAGCGAGUAGUGAGAUACGUAAAAAAGGAAAGAAACUUAAGUAAGUAAAUGAUUUUAAGAUCCUUUAGGAAUACCAGCCCAAAUGCAUAUGUUUGUUGUUGAAUAAACUAUUUUGUAAAAGAUG